Molecule: messenger RNA, 1222 nt
Organism: Engraulis encrasicolus (European anchovy)
Lineage: Eukaryota; Metazoa; Chordata; Actinopteri; Clupeiformes; Engraulidae
Gene: calm2b
Product: calmodulin 2b, (phosphorylase kinase, delta)
Exons: 6
Coding region: 86-535 (149 amino acids)
Molecular function (GO): calcium ion binding; enzyme regulator activity
Source: RefSeq, a predicted model, not a curated record
GUACAACCGUCAAGGCGGGUCUGAACGUGCCGACUGUCAUAUAUUUGUGUGUCUGGCAGAGUGUUGAGCCCCGAUCCUUUUCAAAAUGGCUGAUCAACUCACAGAGGAACAGAUCGCUGAAUUCAAAGAGGCGUUCUCGCUAUUCGACAAAGAUGGCGACGGCACCAUCACCACCAAAGAACUUGGGACGGUCAUGCGUUCACUAGGUCAGAACCCAACGGAGGCUGAGCUACAGGACAUGAUCAACGAGGUCGAUGCGGAUGGAAACGGAACAAUAGACUUUCCUGAAUUUCUCACCAUGAUGGCAAGAAAGAUGAAGGACACAGACAGUGAAGAGGAGAUCAGGGAAGCUUUCCGCGUAUUUGACAAGGAUGGCAACGGCUACAUCAGCGCUGCAGAGCUGCGUCACGUGAUGACCAACCUGGGAGAGAAGCUGACGGACGAGGAGGUGGACGAGAUGAUCAGAGAAGCAGACAUUGACGGAGACGGCCAAGUUAACUAUGAAGAGUUUGUACAGAUGAUGACUGCAAAAUGAAGGCCUUGUACAGAACUUCUUGUAAAAAAAUAUUACUUGCCUUUUCUUUGUUUGUAAUAUCUGUAAAAUGUUUUACUUUUGUCUCAUCCCCUGGCCCAUAUCUUAGCUGUCCAAAGGCUCUGCAUGUUUACUGCUCUAGGGUUUGAGCCCUCCUCUCCCCUCCUCCAUCCACCCACCCAGCCUUCUCAUCAGAGAUCAGAGACUCACUAAUGUGCUCUUUGCUGCGUCUGGAUCCACUGGCACUCACCGACCUUUGGGGCCAGUGGGCUGCCCACCCCACCUACUUGUGUGUGUGGGUAAUGGUAGUCAGAGGGUUGCGUCUGAUGGGAAAGUUUGGUGUCUUGUGACUGUUGGCAUGUUUUUUUUUGUUUUUCCUUUUCUUUCUCCCUGUCUGGAGGAGCCUGUGCAUGGGCAAUGGACUACGCAUAUGACAUGGAAACAUGUCCUCGGCAUUGCACAGCUGUGAUCAUUCAUGAGUAAAAUAUUACUGUUUUUUAAAAAAUCCUUAUGGCCAAGUUACCCGCACACUACACUCUUUGUACUUGUUGGUUUCUCCAGGAUCUUACAAUGCGUUUUAACUAGUCACCUUUUUCUUUUCUUUUUUAUCAGCUUGUGGCUCUGCCAUGCCUCAAAGAAUCCAUUCCAAGUUGUAUAUUUGUUUUACAAUAAAAUUGACAAUUAACCCAA